Molecule: messenger RNA, 2627 nt
Organism: Castor canadensis (American beaver)
Lineage: Eukaryota; Metazoa; Chordata; Mammalia; Rodentia; Castoridae
Gene: Extl2
Product: exostosin like glycosyltransferase 2
Cellular component (GO): membrane
Molecular function (GO): glycosyltransferase activity
Source: RefSeq, a predicted model, not a curated record
AAAUAAAUAAAAAUUAAAAGAAAGAGCGAGCGAGACAUCCCUUGCGUUUUCUGCUAACCAAGCUGCAAGCAAAUAAAUCGGCCGGCCCCCCGCAGUCUUCUGCACGCGAGAGAUCGGCAGUGCUACAUUGCAUCUUUAAGUCCUAGAGAGCAUUGUGACCAAAUUCAAUACUAACAACGUUAUUAUUUGCACGCUGACGUGUAGAUGGACACUGCUUAAAUCAGUGCCAAGACAGCCCAUUCCUAUCAAGCACUGAAGCUAUAAGGAAAGUUUAAAAAAAAAAUUAAUAGCACAAUGAGGUGUUGCCACAUCUGCAAACUUCCUGGGAGAGUGAUGGGGAUUCCAGUGCUCCGUUUCUCCUUGGUGGUCAUCCUCGUGUUACUACUGGUGGCAGGGGCAUUGACCAACUUACUUCCCAAUGCCAAAGAAGACAAGAUGCUGGCUUUGCGUAGGGAGAGCAAAUCCCAGGGCAAAACCUCCCUGGAUUCUUUUACUCUCAUCAUGCAGACGUACAACAGAACGGAUCUCUUAUUAAGACUUUUGAAUCAUUACCAGGCAGUCCCACAGCUGCACAAGGUGAUCGUGGUGUGGAACAAUGUCGGAGAGAAGGGACCAGAUGAGUUAUGGAAUUCUCUAGGACCGCACCCUGUUCCUGUGAUCUUUAAACCGCAAACAGCAAACAGAAUGAGAAAUCGCCUCCAGGUCUUCCCUGAACUGGAAACCAGUGCAGUGUUAAUGGUAGACGAUGACACACUCAUUAGCGCCCAGGACCUUGUUUUUGCAUUCUCAAUUUGGCAGCAAUUCCCUGACCAGAUUGUGGGAUUUGUUCCUAGAAAGCAUGUUUCUACUUCUUCGGGCAUCUAUAAUUACGGAGGUUUUGAGCUGCAGACUCCGGGCUUUGGAAAUGGUGACCAGUACUCGAUGAUACUGACCGGAGCCUCGUUCUUCAACAGCAGAUACCUUGAACUCUUCCAAAGACAGCCCGCCGCCGUCCACGCUUUGAUCGAUGAAACGCAAAACUGUGACGAUAUCGCCAUGAAUUUCAUUGUCACCAAGCACACUGGAAAGGCUUCGGGGAUAUUUGUGAAACCUGUAAACGUUCUGAGUUUGGAAAAAGAAACCAACGGCUACUCUGGGAUGUGGCACCGAGCUGAGCACUUUCUCCAGAGGUCUUACUGUCUGAAUAAGCUUGUUAAUAUCUAUGAUGGCAUGCCCUUAAAAUACUCCAACAUUAUGAUCUCCCAGUUCGGUUUCCCCUAUGCCAACCACAAAAGUAAAAUGUGACAGUAAAGCAGACACAAACCUAAAACUUGCUAAGUGUUUGCGUGCUUCUCCAUGCUAUCCGUUUUUGUUUUUAAACAGCGUCAUGAACUGUUAUCUAUUCCAGAAGUUCCUAUGAUAGAAAAAAUAAAUAUAUGCAGCACUUCUGGAAUAUCAAGUUCACAUUCACUUCAAAAUCCCAGAUGCUGGUCUUGCGAAGAUGCCUUCUUGUGAAGAGUUUCCUUCCAAGGGGACGACUCCUUGGUCAGCAGUUUUUGUGUUUACAUUCUGAGCCUCUUCUACAAUUUCUUUGAUUCCUGGCAUUUGCCUUAAGGAUCUAUGUAUAGCAAGCUGUUUCCAGGAUCAGAAACUCAAGAAAGGCAUUUCUCAGCUUUUUCAGUUUCCUGUUGAUUGUUCAGUGAAAGCUUGUGGUGUAGGGAAAAGCCAUUCAAGGAGGGAAUAGUCUCAAUCCCCUGUGAAAACCAGGAAAACUCAUGACUGUAAUGCUUUGCUCACGGCCCUUCUAACCAGAAUUAACGCUGCCCAACAGUUUUGAUGCAGCUGUCAGCGCUUAUAUUUUUGUUGGUAAGCCUGUUAUGACUGGAGGGUAAAUUUUCGUGGCUGAAUGAUGUCUCGUUGUUUGCUUGAUUUUUAUGAGCAUUUUCUGCAUGGGUCAACAAAAAAUGCAGCCUGUGUUUCUUAUGUGUAACUUUCCCGUGACAAGGAGUAAAUGUGUACACCAUUUCAUCACUGAGUCUCACCUUAGGAUGCACAUUAAUUCUUGUAUUUGCAUAAAGUGUGCGUUUAAGAAACAUGAGUGAAAUAAGAUCUUAAAGAAUGACUAUGUAGAAACUAGCAGAAGUUAAAACCCUGCGUAUCAAAAGAUCUUUAUCGUUUAGCACAGGUAAUCUCAUGGACACUGAACAGCUGUGUGGAUUACACACCAAUGCUUGCAUUCAGAACUUGGCUGCUUCUCUUUUUCAAAAAAGAACCAAGGAACUUUUCAUCAUGAUUGAAAUUUCAACUGGAGAAAAUCAGAACUGAGUGGUAUCAGAGGAAGUCCACAUCGGUUCAAGGUUGUGACUGCCCACUUUAUCAUGAGAACAAGUGUCUACGUUCUGCCCAGUGUCUGCGUUUAGUUCUUGUUCCUCCUGGCAACGAACACUUAAUUAGGCCUCUCUUUUUCUUCUUCUCCUUUUUAAAUAAUGCCUGUGCAUUCUCAAAAUUGCAAAACUGUGAGAAUUGUAGAAAUAGUCAUGGUUAAAAUUCCAAGAAUGAGGUCAUUGUGCACUUAGUUCAGUUAAGUGUUGUUUCUUUACAUUGGAGUGUAUAUGUGUUUUAAUGUAAUCAGACUAAAAAAGGACUUU